Molecule: messenger RNA, 834 nt
Organism: Aspergillus brunneoviolaceus CBS 621.78
Lineage: Eukaryota; Fungi; Ascomycota; Eurotiomycetes; Eurotiales; Aspergillaceae
Exons: 2
Coding region: 1-834 (277 amino acids)
Source: RefSeq, a predicted model, not a curated record
AUGUCUCGCAACGACGAUACUGCCUCUGAAAGCGAAUGGCAAGACUGCUGCUCAGAUAUUGAAGAGGAUACAGACGACAACCUACCCGGAUGGAACGAGCUACCAGAAUGGCUGCGGGCUGGAAUACGCUGUGUGCUCUGCGGGGAGACGGCGAUGAGCAUGAUCGGUGUGCCGAUAGCGGCCCAUCAUUCUGCCUGGGCCAUACCAUACGCCGACCUUGCCCGGGCUUCAAAGGUGCUUCGUGAGGACGGUUUGCCCGGAUGUCCGGCGGACGGACAGCGAGAAUGGGAGACGAGGCAGUGUGCUUUACUGGAAGAACCGAGGGAGGGAAAACUCACCUCAAACAAGUACCCCUCCCCGGCGUAUCACUUUCAUACCGAUCAUCUCUACCCCCGUCAUCGGAAGGAUCCCAACCAAAGCCGCGGGGUUCUUCUGUACCCAAAGAAACUGCUCAUUUCCAACCACUACCUGGAUCCCCCACCCGGGCCCGCUUCCUACCCCCACGAUCUGGGUCGUUGGUAUGCCGAGGAGGGGCGGCGUAAUAGGAACCGAGGCGCCAGAAUGUACCUAACCACCGACGACUCCGACCUCCCGGAAAUGAGGCUCGGCAGCUUGAACUAUCGGGGUCGACAGUCUCCUAACCAAUACCCUGUCUACAUGCUUGCACCUCACCAUCAAGUUGAAAACCUAGCACGGUUGGUUAUCCGCGAUCGGUUCUCGGUAGUACGCGAUUGGUGGCUCCAGCAGCUCCUCUUGUGCAUGAGAUCUCUGCUUGUUGAUGACGAGGAAGAGGAGAGGGUAGACUCGGGGCUUGCUUUGCCUUUGUGUCCUUAG